This is a messenger RNA of Manihot esculenta (cassava), 1255 nucleotides long. Its product is annotated as phosphoglycolate phosphatase 1A, chloroplastic. The transcript has 11 exons. The coding region runs from base 51 to 1133 and encodes 360 amino acids. The record is from RefSeq and is a predicted model, not a curated record. Gene Ontology annotation, molecular function: phosphatase activity. Lineage: Eukaryota; Viridiplantae; Streptophyta; Magnoliopsida; Malpighiales; Euphorbiaceae.
GAAGAAAAAAAAGAGAAAAUUCUCAACCAACGGAACAGAGAGAGAGAGAUAUGCUAGGCAGAACAGCUGUAGCCUCUUCCUCUGUUUCAGUGCCCGCUGUUUCUCCCACAGUCCCCAAAUUCUUAGGCCUUAAAAGGCUCCCUUACAAUUCUUUUUCUACACCAAACAUCAAAUGGAACUACACUUUUAAAUUUAUCAGAAAGAGUAGUAUCGGUUCCAGAAUGGAGACCAGAGCAUCAGCUCUACCUUUGAAGAAUGCUGAUGAGCUCAUUGACUCCGUCGAGACCUUCAUCUUCGAUUGUGAUGGAGUUAUUUGGAAAGGCGAUAAAUUGAUAGAUGGAGUCCCUCAGACUCUUGAUAUGCUUCGUUCAAGGGGCAAGAGAUUAGUUUUUGUUACCAAUAACUCCACAAAGUCCAGGAAACAAUAUGGUAAGAAGUUUGAGACACUUGGUCUGAACGUGAGUGAGGAGGAAAUUUUUGCAUCUUCUUUUGCAGCUGCUGCAUACCUGAAGUCCAUUAAUUUUCCAAAAGAAAAGAAGGUUUAUGUGAUAGGUGAGGAUGGCAUCUUGAAGGAGCUUGAACUUGCUGGAUUUCAAUACCUUGGUGGACCUGAAGAUGGUGGGAAGAAGAUAGAAUUAAAACCUGGGUUUCUAAUGGAGCAUGAUAAGAAUGUUGGGGCAGUUGUCGUUGGUUUUGAUCGGUAUUUCAACUACUACAAAGUCCAGUAUGGAACACUCUGUGUAAGGGAAAACCCAGGGUGCCUCUUCAUUGCCACAAAUCGUGAUGCUGUCACUCAUCUCACAGAUGCUCAGGAAUGGGCAGGUGGUGGCUCCAUGGUUGGUGCAAUUGCCGGAUCAACUCAGCGUGAACCACUCGUUGUUGGAAAGCCCUCAACUUUCAUGAUGGAUUACUUAGCAAGCAAAUUCGGGAUUCUGAAGUCACAGAUAUGCAUGGUCGGGGACAGAUUAGAUACUGAUAUUCUGUUUGGACAAAAUGGUGGUUGCAAAACUCUUCUCGUUCUCUCAGGUGUGACUUCAUUAUCAAUGCUUCAGAGCCCCAGUAACUCCAUCCUACCAGAUUUCUACACAAACAAAAUAUCUGAUUUUCUCUCUCUCAAAGCAACAACUGUAUGAACAUGUACUACCUUGUAUGUACACUGUCAUUUUGCCAAUUCUUAUUUUAGUUGUAUGUCUUUGUGGUAAUCAUCUACAAAUUAGAAAUAAUGAAUAUCAUACGAGGCAAUGAUUUUUUUUUC